Nothobranchius furzeri (turquoise killifish) is the source of this 1203-nucleotide messenger RNA. Lineage: Eukaryota; Metazoa; Chordata; Actinopteri; Cyprinodontiformes; Nothobranchiidae. The record is from RefSeq and is a predicted model, not a curated record.
UUUUUUUACUUAAGUGGGCCAACAGUCAACAAGAUUUAAGUAUUUUAUUUGCCAUAUGUUUCUCUUAAAAAUGUUUUUAAUCUUUAAUUUCCCGAAACCUUUGCGUCAGAAAAAUACGAUGAUGUAAACUACUGUUCAAACCGGCGACUAGUGUCGAUAGUUGAAACGAUCUUGUUUGUGAGAGGUUGUUCUGUUCGUGUUAGACACUAAUUACCUUUACAAUAACACUACAGACUACUGCUGUUUCUUGAUGUGAAGAACACGGAAACUACUAAAAUGGCUUCAUACUUUGAUGAACAUGACUGUGAACCCACUAACCCUGAGGAGCAGUAUCGCCAGAAUGCUCUAUUAGAACUGGCCAGGUCUUUGAUGCAGGGUUUGGACUUAAUGGACUCUGGAGUGUUCGACUUGUCAGACUGGGACCAGCGGCUUCCUCCUCCAGCUGCCAAAGCUGCUAUUCAGACCCUCACUGUGGUCGUCAUUUCCCCAGAACAAGCAGAUAAAGGUCUCAAAUGUCCUGUGUGUCUGCUGGAAUUUGAGGAACAAGAGACCGUUAGAGAAAUGCCUUGCAAACAUCUUUUCCACUCAGGAUGCAUUCUGCCUUGGUUGGGCAAGACAAACUCCUGUCCACUUUGUCGACUUGAAUUGCCAACUGACAAUCCAGAAUAUGAGGAGUUUAAAAAGGACAAGGUGAGUCUGUGGUGCUGUUUGUUUGUUGUUUUCAGUGUGAAUAUUGUUUUUCUGUCUUUAGGAGAGAAGAAAACAGAGGGAACACCGUCUAGAGGACCUACAUGGAGCCAUGUACACCUAGUGCUUCCACCUACUGAGCCCUUUAAAAGUUUCUAGUAUCAAUGCAAUUUUCUCAAUUUGCAAAUAGAACUCAAAAUAAUCAAGCUAACUAGCAACUAUUAUACAUGGAUUAUUUGUUUAGAUAAAAAUCUCAUUUCAAAAUAAUUACACAGCGGUUUAAUAAUGUUGGAAUGUUGUGACAACACCGGCAGGAGCAGGUGCUGCUUAAUCAGUGAAUAUCAGUGAAGACUCGGUCACCUGAAGGAUGGUAGCUCUGAAUCUUUAUUCAAAUGUGAGAACUUGAAGAGCAUAAAACUGUCCUUGUCUGAUUUAUGUGGAAAUAUUUAUGAAAACUUCUAAUCAGUUAUGACUUUUUUACAGUUGAAUCAACAACAAAUACAAUGAAUUCUUAAA